AGAGAGAGAGAGAGAGAGAGAGAGAGACUCAUAGAUCCACAGUGUUGCAACGCAGCGGCGCAUCUAAACUCCUCCUGCCGGUCAUUGCGCGGACAUCAUGUGGAUAACACCAGCCCGACACACACACCGCUCACAGGGGACCCUAUAUAAGGGCUGCAGCUGUCAGGUGGAGGACACUGGCUGCUCUGCGUUGAGGGACGACUCGCUUUAGCUCUGUACACGUAGAUCCAAACUACUCUAACCAUGUCUCACGCUUGGGGAUACGCAGCGGACAACGGACCAGACAAGUGGGCUGAUAACUUCCCUAUUGCCAAUGGACCCCGCCAGUCUCCCAUUGACAUCUUACCUGGUGCGUCAGCGUACGACGCGGGGCUGAAGCCGCUCCAGCUGAAGUACGACCCCUCCAACUGCCAGGAAAUCCUCAACAACGGCCAUUCCUUCCAAGUGACCUUCGUCGAUGACACCGACAGCUCAACUCUGAAAGAAGGGCCCAUCUCAGGGACCUACAGGCUCAAGCAGUUUCAUUUCCACUGGGGAGCCUCUGACGACAAAGGCUCCGAACAUACCGUGGCCGGGACCAAGUAUCCUGCUGAGCUCCAUCUGGUGCACUGGAACACCAAAUACGCAAGUUUUGGUGAGGCUGCUAGCAAGCCUGAUGGGCUCGCUGUUGUUGGAGUUUUCCUGCAGAUUGGUGGUGCAAACGCCAGUCUCCAGAAGGUUCUUGACACCUUUAGUGCCAUCAAGGCCAAAGGCAAGCAGACCACCUUCGCCGACUUCGACCCUUCCACCUUGCUCCCCGCUUGCCUAGACUACUGGACCUAUGACGGCUCCCUGACCACACCCCCUCUGCUGGAGAGCGUUACCUGGAUUGUCUGCAAAGAGCCAAUCAGCGUCAGCGCCGAGCAGAUGGCCAAAUUCCGCAGCCUGCUCUUCUCCGCUGAGGGCGAGGCCGAGUGCUGCAUGAUGGACAACUACCGACCUCCCCAGCCGCUCAAGGGUCGCUCUGUCCGUGCUUCCUUCAAGUAAUACCCCUGCCCCCCCCCCCCCCCCUUUUUGGCCCUAGUGCCCUGUUGCCCUCUCCCUUCCCCCUCCUUUUUAGUCAGUUACCUCUCGCAGUGAGCCACAAAGCACACAUAUCUCUCUCCGUCCAAUUUUUUUUUUUAUAGAAAUCAUAUUCCUACUGUGAGAUGAAGCACUUAUUUUGGGUUUUGCAAGUGUCUGUGUAAAUUAUGAUACAGCCAUGAUUCCCUGUCGGCAUUUAUUCUGGAAGACAAACGCUUCACGAUGGCUCCGACACGUGUUUCAGAGAUAUACCACCAGUGUGUGUAGUUCUUCUCUCGUGUCAACAACGACCACGAGGAUGAACGAAUGAAGAUGGGCUAUAGUCAAAAUGGUGCCAGCAGGAAGCAGAAUGCACAAGCUAGUCGCAGUAGGCAAGGGGGGAGGAUGAGACUACAUCACCAUCUGUGAGGAGGGUAAGGUGCAGAUAAAAAAGACACACACACACACACACUGGACACAUACACUGCCAGUCUGUCUGUAAUCUCUGUCUGACUGCCAGCCUCAGCAUCACGGCAGCUUAAUGAAAUGCUGCAGCCGCCUCCAUCACAAACGAUUGACUCAGAAAAUCCCCCUCUGGCACACACACACACACACACACACACACUCGCAUACAACAUGGCACGCUCAGCCUCGUGCAGACAUGAUGCCUAUAGGCACUGACCUGCUUAUUGAUUUGAAUGCAGCAAAGGGCAUGAGGAGAGGCUGCUGCUGCUUCUGUUAGACACCGAACAUCAUGACAACGGCUCAUUGCUCUUAGUUUGCAGCCUUUUUACAUCGUUCAUGUGUUUGUCAUCCUGUGUGUUUUUAUUAGUAUUGUGUCUCUUCUGCUCAUGCAAAAUAAGUCUUAAUCGAUUCCUAAAUCAUGUUUCUGGAACCAAAAGCUUGUCUGCAUUUUGACGCCCUGGUGAAAAUAGCAAUAGAGAGGAACAAUCCUUCUUUUUUAAUAUGAAAUGUGAUGUGUGUAAAAGAUAAAAUCCCUCCGUGUGUUGUUCUGAAACCCUAAAGCUUAAAGCGCACAGUCGCCGUGUGGGCGAAGCCACAGUGGCUAUUGCACAAAGCCAAGGAAUAAAUUACCCUGCCAAGGAAGACGAGGAAGAAAAGAAGCUGCCAAUGGAUCAGAUUAUAGUGUCAGCCUGCUGUCGGGCCCUGUAUGGGAGAAGAGCUAACAAAAGACCAUGAGAGGUCCUGAAGACCUCUGGGGUUCUCCCUGUAUGCAUUUUUUUAAACAAUAAAGAAAGAUUGCAAUUAACAUAAAAAAGGACAAAAAUGCCUUGUGCCAAUCUUUGUUAGGGGCGUCCCAUGAGUAUGUGUUGUUGUCAUUCUAUUUCUGAAGUGGACGUUUUAUUAGUGAAAUAAAUAUAUUUUAUGACUAA
Messenger RNA from Cyclopterus lumpus (lumpfish), 2435 nucleotides. RefSeq names its product carbonic anhydrase 1. The transcript is spliced from 7 exons. Gene Ontology annotation, biological process: carbon dioxide transport. The record is from RefSeq and is a predicted model, not a curated record. Gene Ontology annotation, cellular component: cytoplasm. NCBI's taxonomy places the organism in Eukaryota, Metazoa, Chordata, Actinopteri, Perciformes, Cyclopteridae. Bases 244 to 1026 code for a protein of 260 amino acids. Gene Ontology annotation, molecular function: zinc ion binding; carbonate dehydratase activity.